GCUUGGAAGGCGAUGUUUCCAUCUGCGCGGGGCGCCGGGGCUGUAGGUGCGGGUGACACAGCGAGAGGCCGGGCCGGCCGCUCGGCCUGGGCAGCGCCGCCGCCUCGGGCAGCCGCGGGGGAAAGAUGUCGGUGGCGGGGCUCAAGAAGCAGUUUCACAAAGCCAGCCAGAUGCAAAUAAAAAAGGUACUUGAAGGUGACCUGACUUCAAGGUUAAGAAGUUGGUCAGUGGCAGAACCAAAAGUAGAUUAUGUGUUUCCAGACUAUAGAUGCAAUGUCCAGUCAUUAGAAAUUCUGCUUUCAAACUUUGUUGGGGUUUGAAAAGUUGUUCAGUGAAAAAAUAAGUGGAGCAGAGGGAACAAAGUUAGAUGAAGAAUUUCAAGAGAUGGAAAGGAAAAUUGAUGUUACUAAUAAAGCUGUAACAGAGCUUCUGUCCAAGUCCACAGAGUAUCUUCAGCCAAAUCCAGCAUACAGAGCCAAGCUGGGAAUGCUGAACACUAUGUCAAAGAUCAGAGGACAAGUUAAAACCACAGGCUAUCCCCAGACAGAGGGACUCCUAGGAGACUGCAUGAUACGGUAUGGCAGAGAGCUUGGCGAUGAUUCUAUGUUUGGCCUUGCACUACUGGAUGCUGGUGAGAGCAUGAAGCAAAUGGCGGAGGUGAAGGACUCGCUUGAUAUUAACGUCAAACAAAAUUUUAUUGAUCCUCUACAGUUACUGCAGGACAAAGAUUUAAAAGAGAUUGGGCAUCAUUUGAAGAAACUAGAAGGACGCCGUUUGGAUUAUGAUUAUAAAAAGAAGCGUUUUGGAAAGAUACCAGAUGAAGAAGUUAAACAAGCAGUAGAAAAAUUUGAAGAGUCAAAGGAACUGGCUGAAAGAAGCAUGUUCAAUUUCUUAGAAAAUGAUGUAGAACAAGUUAGCCAGUUGGCUGUGUUUGUAGAAGCAGCACUAGAUUACCAUAAACAAUCCACAGAAAUUUUGGAGGAUCUGCAGAGCAAGCUGCAAAACCGAAUAAAUGUAGCAUCUAGUCGGCCUAAACGUGAAUUUAAGCCAAAGCCUGUAAUAACUACAACUCUGGAAAUUGGUGAUAAUCAGCAGCACAAUGGGAUUGCCUAUAGUUCUUCCAUAAAAUCAUCAGGUUCUUCAAUGCACAUGGAUCAGCCUUGCUGCCAAGCUCUCUAUGACUUUGAGCCAGAAAAUGAAGGCGAGCUUGGGUUUAAGGAAGGGGACAUCAUAACUUUGACCAAUCAGAUUGAUGAGAAUUGGUAUGAGGGGAUGUUAAAUGGAGAGUCUGGCUUCUUCCCCAUUAAUUAUGUUGAAGUGAUGGUUCCCUUGCCUCAGUGAUUGUGUCAUUCAAGCUGUGAACAUGAUUUCAUGACUGAAAUGGAUGCACAAAUGUUCUGUCAGUGUGGCAUUCUGUGAAAGCCUUGCUAUUUGACUGACUUACUGACUUUUGUAUGCGUCUUUUUAAAAUGUAUUUAUUUUAUAUUCAAAAAAAUUUCACCUUCUUUGACUCAUCAACCUGCAAAAAAACCCAUACUCAGUUUUUUUGCUUUGUGCCUUGAAGAUCGCUGUAUGAAGUGUUUACUGGUAGCUCACUGUUGCUCCAAAAAUGCAUUUCCUUGCUAUUAUUGUAUAUGGAUUUUUUUUUAAUCUUUGGCUGCAAUGAUUUUACUAUUGAAAACCAUUUUUAAAAAUACUGUAAGUGAAGCUAACUGUAACCAGUUCCUAAGUUACUGAUGUCACUGAGCUCUCUUCAUCCACCACACUGUAAUUUAUUGUGAGCAAGUUAAUCCAUGUUUCACAUUGUAUGUUGACAAAAGGCAAAGUGGUUGUUGUCAAUAUUAUGAUGUUGUUGUACUAAGUACAAGUUCUCAGCAUUGAAAUUCCUAUAAUUUACUGACCAAACUGAAUAAAUAUUUCUGUGGGAUAAGAA
This is a messenger RNA of Harpia harpyja (harpy eagle), 1933 nucleotides long. RefSeq names its product SH3 domain containing GRB2 like 3, endophilin A3 (gene SH3GL3). The record is from RefSeq and is a predicted model, not a curated record. Gene Ontology annotation, biological process: endocytosis; synaptic vesicle uncoating. The coding region runs from base 385 to 1341 and encodes 318 amino acids. The transcript has 10 exons. Lineage: Eukaryota; Metazoa; Chordata; Aves; Accipitriformes; Accipitridae. Gene Ontology annotation, cellular component: presynapse; cytoplasm; glutamatergic synapse. Gene Ontology annotation, molecular function: protein binding.